AUGGACAACAUGAACUCCAAGGAACCGGAGGUCACCUAUAGCAACCAGAGUACGCAGCCUGGAGACAACAUCGAGGCCGGUCUUUGCCCAAAUUACCCGGAUCCCGUCAACCCGGUCCGAGUGCUCACGACAAAAGACAUAAGAAACCAGCGAAUCGUUUUUCUUGGUGUCUUGGCUCUGGUGAACAUUUCAAUGGCUAUAGCCGCCGUCCUAGGCCAGAAGAGCAAGCUCACGCUGAUAGUCAUCUUGCUGGUGAAGAGCAAGGACUUCUUGUCGACGGUUGUAUCGAUUCUUGGAAUACUCAUACAGAGAAUUCGGACCUUCUGUCGACCUCCACUCCCAGUCCCGCCGCUCUGGAUUCUUUCGCUCAUACCGGCCUACUCAGAAAGCGAGGAACAGAUCGUCCAAACGAUCUACUCGCUUCGCGACAAUGGCGUCGACCCUCAUCGCCAGGUCAUGGUAGUCAUCCUCGAUGGCAAGCCACAGGACAUCCGAGGCCGUAUGACCCGGGUCAUUAGAGAAUUCGAGUGGCCGUAUACGUCUCUAAAGUGGAAGAGAGGCCUCUUGCGGGUCACAUCGGGGUUUAUCACGGACGUACCGGUGAUUGUCAUUGAGAAAACCGAAAAUGCCGGGAAGAAAGACUCCCUUAUCUUGUGCCACGACCUCUUCAACUAUCCUCGACACAACGUACCGCCGUACACACAGCUGCUUCGGAGAGAGUUAUGGGAAAGUGUCCUGCCAGUGUUGACAGAGGGUACAUCCUUCAGAGGCUUCGACAUGGUGUUUUGUACUGAUGCCGAUUCAACUGUACGCAGGGGUGCCAUCACGCGGUUGGCAGAAGCAGUGGCCCGGGAUGAGAGUACCAUAGCGGCCUGCGGUCUUGUGCUGGUUGGACUAGAAAAGGGAUAUGAGUGGUCGUUUUGGAAUCUCUACCAACAAUUCCAGGUGCGUAGUAAAUCUCUGCCCCAUUUAUUUUGCCCAGGCAGUGGAACCGUUGAGGCUUAUCCCAAGAAGUACACCUUCGGACAAUAUGUCCGAAGGAGGGCAGAGGGCUUCGUCGGUAAGGUCACCUGUUUACCGGGAUGCAUCACAAUGAUUGCAGUCAGAGAAGAGAUGGCAGGGGCGAUGAGAAAAUACGCCGAGCCGGUGACGGGAAACAUGAUGUUGUCCCACCAGGUUCAAUACUUGAUAAUUACUCAGGGAACCGACAGGCGGCUCACGUACUCCAUGCUCUCCCAGGGGACGCAUCUCCGUACCCUGUUCGUCCCCGGCGCCGUGAGCGAGACUCUGGCGCCGCAAACCAUGCGACACUAUCUGAGCCAACGCCGGCGAUGGGGUUCGAACGCGUACUUCAACAACUUCUUCUACCUUGCCGGCGAAAACAUGAUCCUGGCCACGCGCAUCGCGGCGGCGGUUGAGGUCGUUCGGAUGAGCUUGGUGUACUACCGGGUGCUGAACACGGCGCUGUUCAUCCGCGGACUUGCCCAGGGCGCUCACAUCCUGGAACUGAUCGGCGUGAUGGUUGUGGGCCAGACCCCGUCUCUUUGGUUCAUGUGCUCCGUGGUACUCGACCCUGAGCUGAGGAAGAGAGCACAUAAGCUUGUGAUCGGCUUCCUCAUAAACAAGUGCAUCUCGCCGUUCAUGUCGAUUGCAGUGUUUACCAAGGUGGCCAUCAACCUCGGGAAUCAAGCCUGGGGUAUGUCAGGAGUUACACCCCCUUCAGCAGCGCCAGGGUUACAAUCAUUUGCGCCAGAGCCGCCGUCAGAGCCAGCGGGAGAUGGGUUUGCAAAGCUCCCAGAGGUAGAGCAAGAAUAUGCCAGGGUCUUACCUGGAUCACAACGGCCACCACACGAGUGAA
Colletotrichum destructivum is the source of this 1858-nucleotide messenger RNA. RefSeq names its product Putative chitin synthase, nucleotide-diphospho-sugar transferase. The transcript is spliced from 3 exons. The record is from RefSeq and is a predicted model, not a curated record. Lineage: Eukaryota; Fungi; Ascomycota; Sordariomycetes; Glomerellales; Glomerellaceae. Gene Ontology annotation, cellular component: cell septum; cell periphery. Gene Ontology annotation, molecular function: chitin synthase activity. The coding region runs from base 1 to 1857 and encodes 618 amino acids.